UUUCCCCCUUUCCUUCCUAGGUGGAAAUAACUCUUCAGGAUGUCAAUGACAACCCGCCAGUGUUCCCUACAGAUAUGCUUGAUCUGACUGUAGAAGAAAAUAUCGGAGAUGGUUCUAAAAUAAUGCAGCUGACAGCUAUGGAUGCUGACGAGGGUGCAAAUGCUCUGGUAACUUACACCAUCAUCAGUGGUGCAGACGACAGCUUCCAUAUCGAUCCAGAAUCGGGAGAAUUGAUAGCCACCAAGCGUUUGGACCGAGAACGCCGUUCUAAAUAUUCUCUGCUAGUUCGUGCUGAUGAUGGCCUGCAGUCUUCAGAUAUGAGAAUAAACAUUACUAUUAGUGAUGUUAAUGAUCAUAUACCCAAGUUCUCCAAACCUUGCUAUUCCUUUGACAUACCAGAAGAUACCACUCCAGGGUGA
Molecule: messenger RNA, 419 nt
Organism: Podarcis muralis (Common wall lizard)
Lineage: Eukaryota; Metazoa; Chordata; Lepidosauria; Squamata; Lacertidae
Source: RefSeq, a predicted model, not a curated record